Plasmopara halstedii is the source of this 573-nucleotide messenger RNA. RefSeq names its product BRCT domain. Gene Ontology annotation, biological process: error-free translesion synthesis; error-prone translesion synthesis. Bases 1 to 573 code for a protein of 190 amino acids. Gene Ontology annotation, molecular function: DNA-directed DNA polymerase activity; deoxycytidyl transferase activity. The transcript is spliced from 7 exons. The record is from RefSeq and is a predicted model, not a curated record. Gene Ontology annotation, cellular component: nucleus. NCBI's taxonomy places the organism in Eukaryota, Oomycota, Peronosporomycetes, Peronosporales, Peronosporaceae.
AUGUUUGCAGUUAAUGGGCCAAGCGGGCCGACGUCGCGAAACGAGCGCCGAGUUAGAAGCAAUCAACAGCGGGAGGAAGAAGAAAAAAUCAAGAGACGCUGGAUCGUGGAAAAACGCAAACACUUCUUUCUAGAAAAACGUGAACGAGUCGACGUAUCUCAGCAAGGUAAUAAAAAAAUGAAAACGGUAGCAGCAUUGUCAGAUAUUUUCAAGGGAUGCCGAAUCGUGUUUAAUGGUCGCACCGGCAACGUAACUUCAUAUUACUUGGCGAAACUGGUGCAAGAGCACGGGGGUAGCGUUGGCUCAACACUGACCACCUCGCGCGUAACACACAUGAUCGGCUCGAAUCUGAACGGAUCUAAAGCAGAUAAAGCGUUGAUGGGUAAUGCUAAGGUCAAGUUUGUUCGUCCGGGUACGUCUAUAAAGCGCAACAAGCGGCUAUCUGAAUUCGAGUUUCUUGUCUACAAGGAUCAGGCUCGUUUAUUGCUGCCAUUUUCUAAAGCAGAUUCCAUAGGUCCGUCCUGCAAGAACGACCUCACGAACAAGAGAGAUGGCAAAAGUAACGUAGUGUGA